This is a messenger RNA of Encephalitozoon hellem ATCC 50504, 306 nucleotides long. RefSeq names its product zinc finger domain-containing protein. Gene Ontology annotation, molecular function: metal ion binding. NCBI's taxonomy places the organism in Eukaryota, Fungi, Microsporidia, Unikaryonidae. The record is from RefSeq and is a predicted model, not a curated record. Gene Ontology annotation, cellular component: U2-type spliceosomal complex. The transcript has a single exon. Gene Ontology annotation, biological process: snoRNA splicing. The coding region runs from base 1 to 306 and encodes 101 amino acids.
AUGCUGGACGAUAAUGAAGUAUUGGACACACACAAGAUUGUUUGCAGGCCGUUUAGAGAAACAGGAUAUUGUGGAUAUGGAGAUUCUUGUAAAUACUCUCACGAUAGAUCUGUCGAAUAUACAGAAAGCUCUGUUGUUUCUAAUGCAGGGCUUCUGUGUGGAAUAUGCAAGAAGCCAUACGAAGAAAAAGUAGUCACGGAGUGCGGGCAUAGCUUUUGCUCUUUGUGUGCAAUAAGAAGAUAUCAAGGUGGCGACGAAUGUGGGGUGUGUGGAAAGCCGGUGUAUGGAAAGUUCUGGGUGUCAUGA